AUGAACAGAAUUAGAUUGUUUAGUACCACCACCUCUCUUUGUAGAGCAGGUUAUAGUACAGUCGAACCAGUUCAUCAUUUAGUUCCUAUAAGGAAAUCAGCAUUAAAACCAGGCUACAAAGAACUUUUAAUACCAAAAGAUGAUAUUAGAUCUGUUGGUUAUAAACCAAAGAACAUUCAACAUGAUAGAGUUAAUGAUUAUUAUGAAAAUCAAUUAAAAAGUGACUUAAUGUUAAGAUUAUAUGAACAUGAUUCAGAAACUGUCAUCGGAUCAAAAUUAAGACCUUGGGAAACUGAUUCACCUUAUAAAUUAUACAGAAGAGCUCGUAAACCAAAAGGUUUCUAUAGACCACAAAAAGAUAUUAAACCAGUCACUUUCAAGAAUGUUCCUGAAUUAACUUCUAUCAGUAUAAAUUUAUACAGUAAAGAAGCCUUGGAAGAAUCUUGGGUUAAUAUUUCCACCCGUUUACAAAUCGCUCAAAUCACCAAUGCUAAACCAAAAAGAAUCUAUAAUAAAUCAAAUGUUUUACCUUGGAAAGUCAGACAAGGUAAACCUUGUGGAUGUAAAGUUGAAUUAGUUGAGGAAGAUAUGACUCAAUUUUUAUCAACAUUGACUGAAUUAGUCUUACCAAGAAUCAGAACUUUCAAAGGUAUAAGUAAAAAAUCUGGUGAUAAGAAUGGUAACAUCACAUUUGGUUUAAAUCCGGAUGAUAUUAAAUUCUUCCCUGAAAUAGAAAAUUUCCAAGAUUUAUAUCCUAACUUGUUUGGAUUCCACAUCACUUUUAAGACUUCAGCCAGAACUGAUGACCAAGCUAGAUUAUUAUUAAGUAGUUUAGGUCUCCCAUUCAAUUAA
Molecule: messenger RNA, 852 nt
Organism: Yamadazyma jaroonii
Lineage: Eukaryota; Fungi; Ascomycota; Pichiomycetes; Serinales; Debaryomycetaceae
Source: the annotation of a GenBank genome assembly